UCAGCUCUGAGAGAGAGAGAGGGGGAAAAAAAAAGAACCCGUCCCACUCGCUCCUCCUGUCCUCCCACCGGCGCAAGAAUCCCGACCCAUCACCGCCGGCCCCGGCCGGCUCUGCCCAACGGUCCUCCACCCGUCGGCCCCGCUCCUCAUCUCGCUUCUUGUGCUGCGACUCUUUCUUGCCGAAGGGUUUGGAGUUGGAGUCAUGGGGAAGAAAGGGAAGUGGUUUAGCGCGGUCAAGAAGGUGUUCAGUCCUGAAUCCAAAGAGAAGAAGGAAGAGAAACUGCGAAAGAAGCUAGCAGCUAGCAAUCCCAUUCCACUAGAUCUAACCCCAUCCGCCUCCUUGGAAGUCAAUGUUUCGGUGCCACCCCCUCCAGCGCUCCCAUCUCUUCACCAAAUAGAGGAGGUUGAGGUCCCUGAAGCUGUGCAGGAGCAGAGCAACCAUGUUGUGGAGGAGGCCCCUGCUGCCCCUGUGGAGAUGACUGUGAUGCCACCUGGUGUAUCAAGGGAAGAGCUAGCUGCUAUCAAGAUCCAGACCGCCUUCCGGGGUUACCUGGCAAGGAGGGCAUUAAGAGCCCUACGGGGCCUUGUUAGAUUGAAGGCACUGGUUGAAGGUAAUUCUAUUAAGCGUCAAGCUGCAAGCACUCUGCGCUGUAUGCAAACUCUAGCACGGGUACAAUCACAGAUACGUUCAAGAAGACUGAAAAUGUCCGAGGAAAACCAGGCCCUGCAGCGCCAGCUCCUACUGAAACAAGAAUUGGAGAAUUUCAGGAUGGGUGAGCAGUGGGAUGAUAGCACUCAAUCCAAGGAGCAGAUCGAGGCAAGCCUAAUAAACAAGCAAGAGGCUGCAGUAAGACGAGAGAGGGCGCUUGCAUAUGCAUUUUCUCACCAAUGGAAGAGCACUUCAAGGUCUGCCAAUCCAAUGUUUGUAGACCCAAACAACUUACAGUGGGGCUGGAGCUGGUUGGAGCGUUGGAUGGCAGCAAAGCCAUGGGAGGGCCGGAGUGGGACUGACAAGGAGAGCAACAUUGACCGUGGAUCCGUGAAAAGCAUGACCUUGAACCUUGGAGAGGGUGAGAUCACAAAGGCCUUCAACCGUCGGGACUCCAAGGCAGACAAGUCAUCACCAGCUACUCCAAAACUGAUCCGUCCAGCCUCCAGGCAGUCCCCUUCGACACCAUCUCCUAGAGUGACACCAAUCUUUGCGAGGAAGAAAUCCGCCACACCAAAGAAUGGCCCUUCGCUGGUGGAUGAUGAUGCAAGGAGUGUGUUCAGUGUUCAGUCUGAGCGACCAAGGAGGCACAGUAUAGCCACCUCAGCUGCACGGGACAGUGAUAGUGUUGCAGGCUCUCCAUCCAUCCCAAGCUACAUGGUUCCCACAGAAUCUGCAAGGGCAAAGUCCCGCCUCCAGGGUUCGGCAUUGACCAAUGGUGCAGAGACACCAGAAAAAGGAGGCUCUGCUGGACCGGUGAAGAAGAAGUUGUCCUUCCAAGCAGGAAUGUCAUCUCCCUCACCUAUGAGGAGGCAUUCUGGCCCUCCCAAGGUGGAGUGUGGUGAAUAUUGUUGAGCCAACAGAAGCAGAGGCCUUGGUAAUUAAUGGUGGAAACAAAUGCUUCAUAUGACAAAUGGUGAGAGGGGCAAUGGAUUCUGCAGAUAUAUUUCAUUCGUGAGCAAAGGUUGAAGUUAUAGUUAUACUGGCUGUAUGAAGAGUUGGCAUUUGUAUUUUUAACCAAUUAUGACCUCACUGUUUUGAUGUAUGAAAAGAUCCACGGUUUGUCAGUUUGAUUAGAUAUGUAGUGGAAAAAAAGGUUCCAUUUAUCGUGUGCAAAACUACAUCGGAUUGUCCCUCAAACACGCUUUCUAUUUAUGUGAGCCGUACAUUUGUUCA
This is a messenger RNA of Setaria italica (foxtail millet), 1885 nucleotides long. RefSeq names its product protein IQ-DOMAIN 1. Bases 203 to 1564 code for a protein of 453 amino acids. Lineage: Eukaryota; Viridiplantae; Streptophyta; Magnoliopsida; Poales; Poaceae. Gene Ontology annotation, molecular function: protein binding. The record is from RefSeq and is a predicted model, not a curated record. The transcript has 6 exons.